AUGGUGCGGCUCACGCGCCGAACGGGCGCGACACCAUCGCAGUCUGGGCGUCACGAAUCGCCUCCCACCGAACCUCAUGGCGAGACGGACCAACUCGCCGAUGAGAUGAACCCCACACAGCAGCAGCUGCCACCGCCGACGUUUGCGGCCAAGAGCGAGGCGGACCACAUCAAGAUCAUGCUCGCCACCGACAACCACGUCGGCUACAUGGAGCGCGACCCCGUGCGCGGGCAGGACUCGAUCCGCACAUUCGAGGAGAUCCUCCAGCUCGCGGUGGAGCACGAUGUGGAUCUCAUCCUGCUCGGAGGCGAUCUGUUUCACGAGAACAAGCCGAGUCGAUCGACGCUCCACCAGACAAUGUCCUUGCUGCGCCAGUAUACGCUCGGAGACAAGCCGAUUGCCGUGGAGCUGCUCAGCGACCCCAACGACGGCGCCAUGCCCGGCAACCACUUUCCCGCCGUCAACUAUGAAGAUCCCAACCUCAACGUCAGCAUUCCCGUCUUCUCCAUCCAUGGCAACCACGACGAUCCGCAGGGUGUGGGCGAGACCGGCGCACUGUCGGCGCUCGAUCUGCUCUCCGUCUCGGGUCUGAUCAACUACUUUGGCCGAGUCGAGCUGCCGUCGGACGAUGCUACCGCCGGCGCCUCAUCAGCCAAGACGGCUCGUGGAGGCGCAUUUCAGGAGAAAGGAAUCCGCAUCAAACCGGUGCUGCUGCAAAAGGGCGAAACGAGGCUCGCGCUGUACGGCAUGGGCAACAUCAAGGACGAGCGCAUGCACUUUGAGCUGCGCGCCAACCGCGUGCGCAUGUAUCGGCCGCAGGAGGAUCCAGACUCGUGGUUCAACAUUCUGUGCGUGCACCAGAACCGCGUGGCGCACAAUCCCAAGGCAUGCGUGCCCGAAACCAUGUUUGAUGACUCGAUCCACCUGGUGGUGUGGGGCCACGAGCACGAGCAGAUGAUCCAGCCGCAGCCGGUCACCGAGAAGCGCUACCACAUCACCCAACCCGGCAGCAGCGUCGCCACCAGCCUCAGCCAGGGCGAGACCGUCGAAAAGUGCGUCGCCAUUAUCCACGUCGAGAAAACCGACUUUCUCAUCGAACCCGUCCCGCUCCAGACGGUGCGUCCGUUUGUGAUGGACGACAUGGUGCUGUCGGAAGAACUCGAAGAGUCCGGACUGUCUUCGGAACGCAGCGACAUCAUCAAGCUGCUGCGCAAGCGCGUCGGUGGUCUCAUCGACCGGGCCAAGCGCGAGUUCAAGGAGCGCCACCCACAGCGCGAGAUGCCGCUGCCCCUGGUACGCCUGCGCGUCGAGUACACCAACCAGGAGAUCAGCAACCCUCAGCGCUUCGGCCAGGAGUUUGCCGGCAAGGUGGCGAAUCCCAAGGAAGUGCUGCAGUUCACCAAGCGCAAGAGCCUCCGCAGCGGACGCCGGGGUGGCGACGGCGAUGCAGCCAACGGCAAGAGCGCAUACGUGGAUGUGGAAGAGGAGGGCCUACUGGCGGUGGAGCGGCUGGAAAAGGUGGACGUGGGCAAGCUGGUGCAAGAGUAUCUGCAAGCGCAGAACCUCGACAUUCUCAAUCCCGAGGGUCUGGAAGGAGCGGUGCUCAACUUUGUCGAGAAGGACGACCGCGAGGCGAUCGACAGCUUUGUAACCAAGAUGCUGCGAAAUACGGUCAAGGGGCUGGUGACGAUCGAUCCGGAGGAGUCGCGCAUCGAUGGCGAGCUCGAGCGGCUGCGUCAACACCACCAGCAACAGCGCCAGCAGAUGGAAGAGAUGGACGUCGAAGACGACGCUCCCAGUACGAGGAGGGGCGCACGCGGACACGAGUCGGAUGAUUCCAUGAUGGACGAGCUCGUCGAGCCGCCUGUAACACGCACACCCGCACGCGCCAGAGGCAGAGCUGCUCCGCGCCGGGCAGAACAAGAGGACCAAGACGACUUUGACGAAGAACUCGACGACGCUCGACCUGCUGGUGGUGGUCGAAGAAUCGCCGGCUCCAGCAGGGUUGCCAAGGCUGCAGCGCCUGCACGAGGGUCUCGUGCGACCACCUCUCGAACGCGCACGUCUGCUCCUGCGCCAACGUUCCUCGGCCAAGAAUCAGCGUAUGCAGACGAGCAGGACGAUUCGGACGUGGGGGUGGACGAGUCGCGCUCCACACCGGCACCACCCGCUCGAGGCCAUGCGAGCGUGCUCGAGAUGCUCAACCAGCGAUCCACCGCCAGCUCGACAAAGAGCAAGAAGCCAGCGCCCGCUGCCAAAGUGAGCCGAGCCAAGAAGCCAGCUGCGAGGCAGAUGCAGGAGAGCAUUCAGAUCAGCGAUGACGACGACGACGACGAUGACUUUGUUGAGCACCAUAACGCAGCGCCGGGCGAUGACGACGACGACGACUUUGUCGAGCCGGCGUCGACUUCGAGGCGGACCGCAGCGAGGCCAACACGUCGAAGCGGCCGGGCUGUGACGGAUCGGAUCGGUUCCACGUCGACCGAAACGCCCCAGGCAAAGCAGGCAAAGAUGAGCGCAUACUCGCAUCGCAAGCAACCACGCGUACUGUGUCUGUUCGACGUGGACGGCACACUCUCGCUCGCACGCCAGACCAUCACGCCCGAAUUCAAGGCUCUCCUCGCCCAACUCCGCCAGCACUGCGUCAUCGGCGUUGUGGGUGGUAGCGACCUCAAAAAGGUGCGCGAACAGCUCCAGAUCAGCGCAGCCGACUUUGUCACCGAGUUCGACUACGUCUUUGCCGAAAACGGUCUCACCGGCUUCCGCGAUGGCCAGCUGCUCGCCUCGCAGAGCUUCAUCGGCUGGCUCGGCGAGGAAAGGUACCAGAAGCUCGCCAAGUUCUGCCUCAAGUACAUCGCCAACCUCGACCUGCCCAUCAUGCGCGGCACCUUCAUCGAGUUCAGGAACGGCAUGAUCAAUGUCUCGCCCAUCGGCAGGAACGCCAGCAUCGAGGAGCGAAUCGAGUUUGAAAAGUACGACAAGAUCCACAACAUCCGCAACACCUUUGUCGAUGCGCUCAAGAAGGAGUUUGGCGACUAUGGGCUCACGUUUUCGAUUGGCGGUCAGAUCUCGUUUGACGUCUUUCCGCACGGAUGGGACAAGACGUAUGCGCUGCGCAACGUGGCGAUCGACGACGGCAAGGCUGACGGAAGCACCACGGCAAAGCAGCUCGGCUGGGACGAGAUCCACUUUUUCGGCGACAAGACCUACAAGGGCGGCAACGACAACGAGAUCUUUGAGGACCCCAGGACGAUCGGUCAUACCGUCACGGAUCCGCAGGACACGAUGAAGCAGCUCAGACAGCUGUUUGGGUUGAAGUGA
This is a messenger RNA of Moesziomyces aphidis, 3321 nucleotides long. Lineage: Eukaryota; Fungi; Basidiomycota; Ustilaginomycetes; Ustilaginales; Ustilaginaceae. The record is from the annotation of a GenBank genome assembly.